AUGAUGUGUCUUUUUUGUUGUUUAGUGUUUACUUUAAUUGAAGGCGUCCACUCCGUAGAGAUGUCGACUGGAUUCGACACUGCGCUGAAUAUUGGAGGUGCUUCGCAAGAGUCGCAAGGCUUCAGCUUGCGCAUGUUCAGUAAACCAUCAAUAGUUCUCGCGCACGUCGCAUUCAAAGGUGCAGCCUUGGCUUAUUAUUUUUUCGCAAAUUGGCUGUCGUCGUCUUUUAUUGUACAAUUCCUCAUUAUCCUAACGUUGCUGUCUAUGGAUUUUUGGACGGUAAAGAACAUAACAGGAAGACUGCUGGUCGGACUACGAUGGUGGAAUUUCGUUGACGAGAAUGGAAAUAAUCACUGGAAAUUCGAAAGUGCCAAAGAUCAGUCGCGGUUCCCUGUUAUGGAUCGACGUGCUUUCUGGUUUGGUUUGGUGAUGGGACCUCUUUUAUGGAUAUUCUUUGUUAGCAUGGCGUUCUUCACUUUCAAAUGGGAGUGGAUGAUUGUUGCACUACUGGGCCUAGCAAUGACCUCUGCGAAUAUGUACGGAUAUUUGCGAUGUCGGUGGUCGGAUACUACUCAGUUCACUAACUAUUUGUCUAAAUGGGCUUUCUUGUCGGUUUUGCGUCGACAAAAUCCUCCUACCUCCGGUACUAUGCAACAAACUAUCUAA
Molecule: messenger RNA, 666 nt
Organism: Necator americanus (New World hookworm)
Lineage: Eukaryota; Metazoa; Nematoda; Chromadorea; Rhabditida; Ancylostomatidae
Exons: 7
Coding region: 1-666 (221 amino acids)
Biological process (GO): vesicle-mediated transport; protein secretion
Cellular component (GO): Golgi membrane
Source: RefSeq, a predicted model, not a curated record